This is a messenger RNA of Galleria mellonella (greater wax moth), 736 nucleotides long. RefSeq lists its product as uncharacterized. The record is from RefSeq and is a predicted model, not a curated record. The transcript has a single exon. Lineage: Eukaryota; Metazoa; Arthropoda; Insecta; Lepidoptera; Pyralidae. The coding region runs from base 50 to 736 and encodes 228 amino acids.
UGGAUUUAUCUUUGGAUCGAAUUGAAAUAAAAUUUCUUAUAAUCUCUCGAUGGCAGGAUAUCUUUGGGGUAUAGGUCAGUUAGUCAAUGAUCCUUCAUCGCAAAUAAUCAACGCAAUACAACAACAUAUACUAAGAAAACAAGAAGAGAAAGUCUGCUCAACUUCAAGUGAUCAAACUAAGCCACAACUAGAAGUCGUAGUAAAUUCAGAUGAGUUAUUCGAUAUUAAAACAAACAAUAACAAUAUAGCAACAGUCACGUGUAACAAAAAACUGUCCGAAUAUCGAUCAGAAUGUACUCAGAUAGGAAACGGAUCUACAAAACAUCGAAAUGUCGCAGUUCAAUGCAAGAAGUCGUUUUGUAACAAAACAAGCAGAACUACAAGUAUUCAACAAGUCAAUUAUAUAGACAAUAGCACCACUACCCCUAGUCCUGGCAUCAAUAGGAAAAAUGCUCAAACAAAUACGUUUAACAAUCGAAUUUGUGAUGAACAUCAAAAAGUAUUUACUCUUUUAAGAGACUGGUCUACUAUUGAAAGAUUAAAUGUAAAAGUUAAACUAACUUUAAUAGAGAGACUUAAAUUAAAUAUUCAAGGUAUAUUAAAAUUAAUACAAUUAAACAAAAUUGAAAAUAUACCAAGGUAUCACCCUUGUCAGAAAAAUGUUUUGAGGUUAUAUAAAAGUAUCAGUUUAAAUGAUAUUAAAUUGGACAAUAACAUAUGCAUGAUAAAGGCCUAG